AGAGAAAAAAAGGGGAAGAAGAAAAGUCGCCAUCGCACAGAAGCGACUUGGGUGAUGAGAGAAGAAAACGGGGUCCGGGCCGGCGCCCCGUUAAGAAACGAGCCAACCACGGGCCGACGUGGGCACGACAUCAAAGAGUUGGCGUAGCCGACGGGGGAGGAGCUCCUCCAUCGGCUGCCAACGUCUCCAGCCAAUGGAUGGAUCCGUUUCGGGGGUGUAGCGCAAGCGCAUCCCCAAACUCUUAUUUUUUUCUUCUUUCCUGGGGUUUGUGCUCACGGUGGUACCUCCCUCCUUCACCACCACCCACCCCACCCCAGCAAGGGGCCAUCAGCCUACACACACACACACACACACACGAGUCCUGAACAGUUUUUGAGAGACAGACAGAGUCUAUACAGUGUCGGUGCUAUACGUGCCGGAUGAAAUAGUCGCGAUCCGCAAUAAGUUUUUCGUGUGUGUUGUUGACUCUAUUUUUUUUGUUUAGUAGUUAUUCGAUCCUUUUGUGUGUGUGUGUUAACCCCUGUAAAACAAAACUAUUUUACAGCAUCAAUUUGUGUGUGUGUGUGUGUGUGCUCCGGAGUUGUGUGUCUGUGAUCCGUUUCGAUUUAGAAAUUUAAACCAGCCGGAUUGACUAGACCAAAUUCAAUUUUGGAUUUGAUUAUUUGGGGAGAGAAAUGGUUCAGCAACAACAAUCCGACUGUAAGGAUAUACGGUCCAGGUCCAUGCAAAGAUCACCCACUCCUGAGAGUCUGCAUUAUGGCGGAGGUGACAGCAGCUACGGGAGUAACAGCGCCGGUCACAACAAUCACUGCUGCUGCGCCAACGGUGACCCCAACAGCCCCGGCUCCUCGUUCCAGUCCAGUCUGAAUCAUCCGCCAUCGUCCGGCAGCUGCUCGCAAACGGCCUGCGCCGGAUGUUCGUCAUCGGCGGCAGUAGCGGCUGCCGGUGGCAUCGCCUGCAACAUUGUCACAGCCACCGGACCCGUGUCGUCGUCCAGCAGCGGCGGGGCUGCCACCGCCGCCGGUGGGACGAUCCUGGCCGGAUCGUCGGCCGCCACCUCAUCGGCCAGCUGCAUCCCGUCGGCCGUCAAAUUCGAGCUGGGCCGCAUCGAAGUCUGCGAAGGCUGCGGAUUGGGCAUCGCCGACCGCUACGUGAUGCGCGUCGCCGACGGUUCCUGGCACGAGGAUUGUCUGGUCUGCUGCAUUUGUCACGCCCCCCUCGUCCACUCUUGCUUCACCCGCUCCGGAAGAGUCUACUGCCGUCAAGAUUACGACAGGGUUUACGGGGCCAAAUGCGGAAGAUGUGGCGAGCGGUUAUAUCCGCACGAACUGGUGAUGCGAGCCGGUUCUUCGUUGGCGUUCCACCUGCCCUGCUUCGGCUGUUUCAUAUGCGGCCGGCCGUUGCAGAAAGGUGACCAGUUUGUCGUCAGAGCUGGCCAGCUUCUCUGCCGGGACGACCUGGAAAAAGAUCUGUUCCUCAUCCAGUCCACCACCAACAACAACAACAACAACGGCGAAGAUUCAGCGGCUGACGACAGCAGCCGGCCGAGACACGAUGGCCGCCGGGGGCCGAAACGUCCGCGGACGAUCCUGACAUCCGCCCAGCGACGCCAGUUCAAAGCUUCUUUCGAAAUCAGCCCCAAGCCGUGCCGCAAAGUGCGCGAAGCCCUGGCCAAGGAGACGGGACUGAGCGUUCGGGUCGUCCAGGUUUGGUUCCAGAACCAACGGGCCAAGAUGAAGAAACUCCAGCGCAAAGCCAAAAUCGAAGCCGAGAAAAACGGAUCGUCCACAUCGGCCGCCACGACUUCCGGCGGCGACAAAAUCGGCAAAGACGGGAAAAUCGAUAAAAAGCGGUUCGGAGAUAGCGGCGACGGUCACGGCGGAGGCAAUUCGUCGCUCAUGUCCAACAUGCCCUACUCACCCAACGGUGACGGAUCUUACGUGGGACACUCUGGCGAUAGUAUGUGCGGGUCGGAUUUAUCGCUGGACGAUAGCGGCGGAUUUGAUCAGCUGGACGACGGCCAUUCGCUGAGCGGCGUCGACCUGCAGGACAUCCAGCAACAACAGCAACAGCAACAACAACAACAGCACGGCCCUCAUUCGAUGAGUUUACAUCAUCUCCAUCACCACCACCACCAUUUGGGCGACGCUUCUUCACCUCACCUUCACUCCUCCCACUCUGAAUUGAUUCCUCCGCCAUCCGGAGCCUAUCACCCCAUCAAUCCUAUCGACAAACUUUACUUGAUGCAGAAUGCCUACUUCCGUUUGGACCAAUGAAUUCACAAUGACAACCUGUCGAGAUCCUUAGCCAUUUUAGUCCUCCAUCACAAAAGUCAAGUCAGUCCGUUCUCACUCUACAAUUUUCUUUUGAAAAAAUAUUAUUAUCUUUGUAUAAUUUCUUGAUUUCUGGCGUUUCAUUGUAUAAAGUGUUAUUCCAACCCCUCCCUACCCCCAAAAAAUAACGUAAUCAUAAAAAAAAAAAAUUCCCUAGUCGUCGCAUGUUGUUUUCACCCCUGUAUAAUCAACUAAUCUAAAAAAUACUAAUAAUAAUCUAGUCAUCAAAUAGAUUUGAAAUCGAAUCUGCUGUCAAAGAUGAUUUUGUUUUCUUCCCUAAUUAUUGAGCCUAUUUGAUCGACUGUGUUUGUUUUUUAAAUUUCAAUUAUCUUCCCCUCAAUCCCAAUCUCUCCUUAUUAAGACAAAUCCGAAUUGAAAUUUGAAGAUGAUGAAUAUCGAUGAAUAUCCAAUAAGGGAUUCUUCUUUGAUGGCGAUGUACAGGCCGAGCAAUAAUUGAGGUGCAGAUUCCAUGAAACUGUGAAAUUGGCGC
This is a messenger RNA of Daphnia pulicaria, 2823 nucleotides long. It is a transcript of the gene Lmx1a, whose product is annotated as LIM homeobox transcription factor 1-alpha-like. Bases 675 to 2276 code for a protein of 533 amino acids. Gene Ontology annotation, cellular component: nucleus. Gene Ontology annotation, molecular function: DNA-binding transcription factor activity, RNA polymerase II-specific; RNA polymerase II transcription regulatory region sequence-specific DNA binding. Gene Ontology annotation, biological process: regulation of transcription by RNA polymerase II; neuron differentiation. The record is from RefSeq and is a predicted model, not a curated record. NCBI's taxonomy places the organism in Eukaryota, Metazoa, Arthropoda, Branchiopoda, Diplostraca, Daphniidae. The transcript is spliced from 8 exons.